GACCCGGUAUGGAAUGUGCUACUGUUUGAAGUGAAUCUGGUGAUCUCCGCCUUCCUGGGCGCUAAGUUUUGCAGGAGAGCUGAGAGUAGAGAAGAGAAGGAGACGGAGACAAAAUGGCGCAAAUCCCAAAUCUCGACAAUGCUCCCAUAAACCUCACCUCCAUAAGAGAUCAAUCGCAGAAGGAGCUCAUGAUGAUUUUGAAGAACAUUCGAGGGCAGAAGUGUUUGGUUAUUGAUCCUAAGCUCAGUGGUUCACUCUCACUUAUUGUGCAGAGCUCAAUACUCAAGGAGCUAGGGGCUGAAUUGCGGCACCUUACAAGUGAACCAAUCCAAACAGAUUGUACUAAAAUUGUUUAUCUUGUUCGAGCUCAGCUUGGCUUGAUGAAGAGUAUUUGCUCAGACAUUCAUAAUGAUACUUCUAAGGGGAUUCAAAGAGAGUAUUUUUUGUAUUUUGUUCCUCGCCGUGCAGUUGUAUGCGAAAAGGUACUAGAGGAAGAGAAAGUACAUCACUUAUUGACCAUAGGCGAGUAUCCCUUGUAUCUACUUCCUCUGGAUGAAGAUGUUUUGUCUUUUGAACUCGAUACUGCAUACAGAGAAUUCACAGUUGAUGGAGACAAAACCUCUCUUUGGCAUAUAGCAAAAGCCAUUCACAAGCUUGAGUGUUCCUAUGGUGUGAUACCAAAUGUGAGAGCCAAAGGGAAAGCAUCUGUCCGUGUUGCUGACAUUUUAAAUAGGAUGCAAGAUGAAGAACCAGUGAACAUCACCGAUGUUGUUGUGCCAGAGAUUAACACUCUCAUCCUCAUUGACAGAGAGGUGGACAUGGUUACACCUAUGUGUUCCCAGUUAACUUAUGAAGGGCUAAUGGAUGAGUUUCUUGGUAUCAAUAAUGGUGCUGUGGAGGUAGAUUCUUCUAUAAUGGGUGCCCAGCAAGAGGGGAAGAAAAUGAAGGUUCCUUUAAAUUCUAGUGACAAGCUAUUCAAAGAGAUACGGGAUCAGAAUUUCGAAGUUGUCGGUCAGGUUUUACGUCAAAGAGCAACAUCUAUGAAACAAGAUUACAAUGAGAUGCAAACAGCUAACCAAACUGUUUCUGAAUUGAAAGACUUCGUUAAAAAACUCAACUCAUUGCCUGAAAUGACAAGGCAUAUACAUCUUGCUCAGCAUUUGAAUAAAUUUACAUCUAAACCUUCAUUUCUUGGGCGGCUAGAUAUGGAACAUACUAUUGUGGAGUCUGAAAGUUACGAUAUAUGCUUCGAGUACAUCGAGGAGAUGAUCCAUAAACAGGAACCUCUUGUCAAUGUUCUACGCAUUCUCAUAUUAUUUUCGAUCACAAAUUCUGGAUUACCAAAGAAGAACUAUGACUACUUAAGGCGAGAGCUACUUCACAGCUAUGGUUUUGAGCACAUUGCUACAUUAAACAAUUUGGAAAAGGCGGGAUUGUUCAGGAAGCAGGAGUCUAAAAGCAACUGGAUAACUAUUAAACGUGCUCUUCAGCUUAUUGUGGAGGNAACUUCAGAAAAUGUUGUGAUCGCACAUGUGCUUUGCAUUUUAUGCAGUGACUGUUGUUGCCCCAGAGAUACUUCUUAUGUCUUUUCUGGAUAUGCACCUCUCAGCAUUCGCCUGGUUCAGCAUGCAAUCCGAUCUGGGUGGUGUCCCAUUGAAGAAAUAUUAAGACUGCUGCCAGGGCCCCAUUCAGACAGCAAGAGGAGUGGGUUUGCAAGCAAUCCGUCCUAUGACAGUCUGCCAGGGUCCAUAGACUACUCUGACAAAAUAGGUGAUGGAAGGCGGUCAUUGGUGCUUGUUGUUUUUAUUGGUGGGGUGACCUUUGCUGAAAUUAAUGCUCUUCGAUUCCUGAGUUCCCAGGAGGGUAUGCCAUAUGACUUGAUUGUAUUGACUACAAAAAUAGUUAACGGGCACACGUUGACAGAAACAUUCAUGGAGAAAUUGGGGUGACUGGUAAAGAAGAUACUUUUUAGUGUGGCUUCUUCUUUGUUGUUUUAAUGACAUUGUUUCUUUUGGUAUGACCUUUCUUGCAACCAUUUUGUUUGGAGUGUGAUUGACUUUUAAAAAGCAGGGUUGAUAAAAAAUGACCUUGAUUGAGGUGUAAAGGAGAAUUUCAGUUGGUACAAAAAAGAUGACCUUGGUAUAUAGGAGUAUGUUUUUUAAAUUGGUUUAUGUAACCAGAUCUCUUAAACCAGAAUUAAGGUGAUAUUGAGUUGAGAGUUAGAAUUACAAUAGUUCAAAGAUACAGUUGAAGACUUGAAGUACAAGGUGGAUUUGCAAAGGGUACCUCCAUUUGGUACAUGGAAUUCAAACUAUGGAAUUAGAAUUGAAGACAACAAUUUCAAUUUUGUUGUUGGAUAGCACAAAAAUAUGUGGAUUUGUAACGGGUAGUGCCAAAAAUGAAUUGGAAUUGAAAAU
Cuscuta campestris is the source of this 2417-nucleotide messenger RNA. Lineage: Eukaryota; Viridiplantae; Streptophyta; Magnoliopsida; Solanales; Convolvulaceae. The record is from the annotation of a GenBank genome assembly.